Messenger RNA from Lates calcarifer (barramundi perch), 3352 nucleotides. RefSeq names its product HAUS augmin-like complex, subunit 6 (gene haus6). The transcript is spliced from 16 exons. Gene Ontology annotation, cellular component: mitotic spindle microtubule; HAUS complex. Bases 328 to 2787 code for a protein of 819 amino acids. Gene Ontology annotation, biological process: spindle assembly. The record is from RefSeq and is a predicted model, not a curated record. Gene Ontology annotation, molecular function: microtubule binding. NCBI's taxonomy places the organism in Eukaryota, Metazoa, Chordata, Actinopteri, Centropomidae.
GAAAAAAUUGGCGGUUAGCGUUGGAGCUGCUGCGUUUGUCUGUUCUUGGAACUUAUAUUUGUGACAUUUAUUUUAACAGACGUGCGCACAAACGUAACUACAACUGGACUAGAUCGUAUGACAGUUGUAAGUCAUCCAUGACAGUACUUGUUAAGUUAAUAACGGGUUGUUAAAUGUAUGCUGACAAACUCAAAACAAGUUCGAAAGCUAAGUUAGCUAACGCUAACAGUAAACUUGUUAGUAGCGGAGCUAGUCGGCUAGCUGUUUAAUAAAGGCCAGGCUGACUUUUUGACCAGUCGCCGUGGGACACUCUUCCAUCUCGGAAUAAUGGCGAACCCGGCAUUGUCGCAGAAAAAGAACCGAAAAUAUCUUUGGUUUGCUCUGCUCGGGCUGGGAUUUCAACCAGACACUUCAGCGUCGUCUAAACAUAUCAACCUGGGACCGAAUAUGUUUGACAAACCAAACAAGGAUGCUUUCUACAUAGUAACACAUUUCCUGUUGGAGAAACUCAACCCGACACGUUUUCAUGAAGCAUACAGGUAUUGCUGGCCUGUUUUGAACCACAAAGCGGAUGCUGAGUUUCGCAAGGUUACCUGUGCUUGGCUGCGGGAAAUAAUGGAUGAAACUGCAAAUGCAGGAUCCAAAGUGGUUGCAUCCUUGUUCCUCUCUCCUGGAGGCCCCAAGUUUAUCAGCUUGAUGCUUAAUUUGGCCAGCCAUGUCAUGCUGCAGGAAAUGAAGACAUUCACCACAGACGACAGCUGGGUACCUGAGGCUGCAGCGCUGCCCGCCUCCUCCCCAGACAUGGCAGUGAAGAGACUCAACCUGAUAACUAAACGGUUUUUGAAAACUGCAGUGGAUCAAGAUCAUUUUCUUCAGGAGUACCAGAGGCAAGCACAGCUUUUGGUGAAGUCUGUGAAGGAUAUCAGAGCUGAGGAUACAAAGUAUGAUGACCUACUCAAGCAUCAUAGGAGUGAUUCUGCACAGGAGGGAGCUUCUCCAGCUGAGAAGACCAAAAAGGUGCGCUCCUUGUGGUCAACCAUUGAUGAAAUGCUGUCGACUACCAAAGAGGAGCAGAAUGCAGUGCAAAGUGUUUUGAAAGGGGAUGUAGACCAGCACAUCCUGGAUGGGACGGAUCGAGCCCUCAAAAUUCCCAGAAGUCUGCUGGAGAGAAUUGAACAGCUCCCACAUCAGCUGAGCUCAGGGAAUGUGUAUGAGGCCGGCCAGCUGAACCUCCUGUGUGUGUUGGAGCUGACGAACCACGCGCUGCAGAUUCUCAGGGAGGAGCGCUGUCGGGUCUCUCACGCCCCAAAGCCCCAGCUCAGUCCUCAGCACCUGCAGGAGAAGUGUCAGCAGAUGGCCCGCGUGCUGCAGGACCUCCACCUCAUCAGACAGAGGAUUUCCAAGGAAGAGAUUCCUGAGGUCAGGAGUACCAUCAGAGAGUUGGAGGCUGAGUGGGACAAGAAGUGGAUGGAGACCCUCAAAGACACACCCCUCAUCUCUUUUCUGAAUGAAGAUCCUGCUCUUGGCUUCCUCUCACCAAUGGCUCCACUGUCAUUCGAGCCGGCAGCUGAAGCUUGUUACAGAAGUAGUGUCUUCUCUCAGUACCCUGCUAAACUUCUUGAGGAGAAGCAGGCAGAGAGUAAAUCACACGAAGACAUCAACCCAAGUUAUUCAAACCUGAAAAGCUCUUGCCCUGCGCCAGCUGAGAGGCCUGAAAGUCCUGUUGUCAACACUGAGGCAUCAUCACGAGCGAACACCUCUCUUGACUGGCUUUUCGACACACCUCCAUCCCCUCCCCCGAAGGCAGCUUCACCUGUACCACCACCUAAGGCCAGUGUGAGGAAGACGGCCCGUGUUUGUCCAAAGGUGGCUCCCAUGAGGACCAAGACUCAGAUAUUAGACAUGGAGUGUGAUAACCUCGCUGAUCAGUUUGCAGAUGCUGUAACUACAACCAGUCCCACAGAAGGCAGGGUCAAAGGUCUGGAUUUAGACGGCCUGCUCAGCACUCUUCAUGGAGAUCCCUUCUCCACUAGAAAGCAACUGCCACGUACACCUGAGAGCCUUAUUAAGGAUGUGAAAAGCUCCUGGCGGAAGGCAGUUGCAGAAGACAAAGCAGAGAAAAUCCAACGGUCAGCCAAGUAUAAUGACAGCAUAACGGGCCGGCUCACUCCCCUCGAGGAGCCUCACAAUGUGUCACUGAGCUCCAAUGCUCCCUCCCAGAGUGUCUCCUGCAGUAUCACCCCUGCUGUCAGGAGCCCCCCUGUCUUCCAGCAGGAGGCCUUACUCAAGUCCACUCUGUCGUGGGACACCUUCAACAUUGAGGCCCUUGACAGCCCCAGUGGCACAGGCAGCAGUGCAGUGCAGUUCAGCCUUGACCACGAAACACUCCCUGAAAUGCCAAGCUGCGACAGUUUGCUGAGCCUUGACGAUGAAGCCAUGGAUAUGAAGAGUGAGGAAGAGGAUGAGCUUCUCAUCCCUUCCCUGAAGGCUCAAGCAAAGCAGUCGCCACUAACCACAGCUUAUAAUCAGGGUCAGACCCAGCAGGCGUGUGAUGAUUGUUCCUUCAUGGAAAGCAGGAAGAAGACACCGGAGUGCCUUCUCUCAGGUCGCAUAGUUUCUGGUUUGGACAGAGACUGGCUAAUGGAGCCUGCAAAGUCAGUGGAAGCCUCAGACAAGGUCUUCUCACUGGACCUAGACACACUGGAGACACCCUCACCCCCAAAGAAACAGGAGUACAGCCUCCCCAAACUGAUCACAUUCUCUCCGAUAGAUGACAGGAAGUGUUAACUAUAUUCAUGCAGAAACCACUUUUCAGCCUUAAUUGUCUUAAACUGUCUGCCUUGAUGUUAAUAGACAUGUCGCAAAUAUUUGUACAUAGCUGUGAAAUAACUUUCCUUUGUCACACUAAAUUAGUUUCCUGUGCUUGAGUUUAUGGUUUUAACUUAAAAAUAGUGAGACAUGAACUUCUUUAAUAAAAUUGUAAAAUGUGGUUCAUUUCCAUUUUUGUGACACAGCACCAUCAACUUCUUGCCAUUCCAGUUUCAAAAUAAGUUUGUCUGUUCAUUGGUAAGAGCUUCUUGUCCAUGUUGAAUAGCACCAGUGUUUUUGAGUGAAAUGAAAAUGCUAGCCUGCCUCUUUUCCCUUAACAUUUAUAUUACACUUUUAACAUGUUUUGUAUCAUGCUGUCUUUACAGGAUGCUUGUGACAAGAAGAAUCACGGUCAGUCAGGUUGAUGGAAGUAGCAAUUUCCUGAAUGUCAGGGACAGAAGCAAGUGUAUAAUAUGUGUGAAAGUUCCAGCUGCAGUCUGGGGUGUCCCUGGCUUACUCAUUAAAGUGAUGUGAAUAGGCCCUC